UGGUCGAAGAGCAUCAGUCCUGCAAAAACAUGACAUACGCACUAUCUCCACACUAGCACCGCACGCCACGCUGAGGAAAACCCGCAGAACCGGAGGGGAAAGCACAUGUUUCUUCGUGAAAUAGUUGGGCUUAUUCCUUUUUUUGUGAACGUCAAUUUACCCGAGGAGGAACGGUCAUGAAGAAGUGCAUUACAGUGCUUGCAGGCACGCUUGUCUUGCUGUGUACCACUGUUGUCCCUGAACGAUUUUAUUAGAGGACUCAUCGGUAUCUGGUCAAUACUCUACAUUGGUGACCAAAGAGAAAUGCUAAAAGAAUAUGGGGCUUUCUUAUUUGCUAAGGCUUUGGUGGUGAUAAGACUCGUCUCCGUUAAUUUUAUUUAUUGAAUUAUUUAUUUGCUGGUUUACUUGUUAAAUAAUUCAUUCAUUCAGUCAUUCAUUUUUUCCAUCAGCGAGGAAACAGAACCGGAAGAUUACUCUUGUGACUUUGAGAUCUGUGCUGCUGCUACCUCAUAGCUGAAAGAAUUCGUUUUAUGCCCUGGAUUUUUGACGCUACACGGAUCUGUUUGCCGAUCUCCUCCAGAGAGGGAGAGGGAGAGGGGGAGAGAGAGAACGCGCACGAAAAAGAGAAAGACAGGUGAAGCGCUGUUGAUUUAAAUUUCGUUUUCAACAAAACCGACACGAGGAUCUGACAAAGGAGAAUGAACCAGCAGCUCUCCUCGUAAACACAGACACUUUUUCACUGGGGAAAAGAUAAAGAGGAUUCAAACGAAAAAAAAAAAAAACAAAACUCAGGCGCAAGAACACAGCGUUAGAAUCGUGGGGGCUAAUCCAAAGACGAUGGUUCACUGUGCGGGGUGCGAGAGGCCUAUAUUGGACAGGUUUCUACUGAACGUUUUGGACAGAGCUUGGCACGUUAAGUGUGUACAGUGCUGUGACUGUAAAUGCAAUUUAACAGAGAAGUGUUUCUCUCGGGAAGGGAAACUGUACUGCAAAAAUGACUUCUUCAGGCGAUUUGGUACGAAGUGCGCGGGCUGUGCUCAGGGGAUCUCGCCGAAUGACCUGGUUCGAAGGGCGAGGAGCAAAGUGUUUCAUUUGAACUGUUUCACGUGUAUGAUGUGUAACAAACAGCUUUCCACCGGGGAGGAACUGUACAUCAUAGACGAAAAUAAAUUUGUUUGUAAAGAAGAUUACCUGAGCAGCACCACCAGGGGGGACACCAACCUUCUUUCAGUUACAGCAUGCAGUGACCCUAGUCUGUCUCCAGACUCCCAAGACCCGCAGGACGACUGUAAAGACUCGGAAACCGGACAUCUUUCGGAUAAAGAAACGACCAAUAACGAAAACGAUGACCAGAACUUGGGCGGCAAACGACGUGGACCACGGACGACUAUCAAAGCCAAGCAACUUGAGACCCUUAAAGCCGCUUUCGCAGCAACCCCGAAACCCACGAGACACAUUAGGGAGCAACUCGCGCAAGAGACUGGGCUCAACAUGCGAGUAAUUCAGGUGUGGUUCCAGAACCGGCGGUCCAAAGAACGACGUAUGAAACAGUUGAGUGCUCUUGGUGCAAGGAGGCACGCUUUUUUCCGCAGUCCGAGGAGAAUGAGAACGCUAGUGGAUCGACUCGAACCAGGGGAGCUUCUCCCGAACGGCCAUUUCUCAUACUAUGGGGAUUAUCAAAGUGAAUACUUCGGCCCCGGAGGCAACUACGACUACUUCCCCCAAGGUCCCCCGUCCUCGCAGGCCCAGACCCCCGUGGACCUGGCCUUCGUGCCCUCCUCCGGGCCCGCUGGCACCCCCCUGGGGGGCAUGGAGCACCCCCUCCCGGGGCACCACCCGUCGAGCGAGGUGCAGCGCUUCUCCGACAUCCUGUCCCACCACCCCGGGGACUCGCCCAGCCCCGAGCCCGGCGUGCCGGGGCCCCUGCACAGCAUGUCCUCGGAGGUGUUCGGCCCCAGCCCGCCUUUUACCUCGCUCUCCCUCAACGGCAACGGAUACAACAACCACCUGUCACACCCCCCCUCCGAACUGAACGAGGGCACGGUGUGGUAGCCGGAGUGGAAGGACAGACAUGCGGCAGCAGGGAGAGAAAUCGGGACAGGAGGACAAGGGGA
Molecule: messenger RNA, 2114 nt
Organism: Megalops cyprinoides (Indo-Pacific tarpon)
Lineage: Eukaryota; Metazoa; Chordata; Actinopteri; Elopiformes; Megalopidae
Product: LIM/homeobox protein Lhx1-like
Exons: 5
Coding region: 838-2052 (404 amino acids)
Biological process (GO): regulation of transcription by RNA polymerase II; neuron differentiation
Cellular component (GO): nucleus
Molecular function (GO): RNA polymerase II transcription regulatory region sequence-specific DNA binding; DNA-binding transcription factor activity, RNA polymerase II-specific
Source: RefSeq, a predicted model, not a curated record